Rattus norvegicus (Norway rat) is the source of this 714-nucleotide messenger RNA. RefSeq names its product C-type lectin domain family 4, member B2 (gene Clec4b2). Gene Ontology annotation, molecular function: carbohydrate binding. Gene Ontology annotation, cellular component: plasma membrane. The record is from RefSeq and is marked provisional. Lineage: Eukaryota; Metazoa; Chordata; Mammalia; Rodentia; Muridae. Bases 30 to 656 code for a protein of 208 amino acids. The transcript has 6 exons.
CCUUGACCUUCUGAAUAUAUGCCUCAAUAAUGAUGCAGGAAAAACUGCCCCAAGGUAAGGGAGGAUGCUGGACUCUGAGACUCUGGUCAGCUGCUGUGAUUUCCAUGUUACUCCUCAGCACCUGCUUCAUCAUGAGCUGUGUGGUGACUUACCAAUUCAUGAUGGAGAAGCCCAAUAGAAGACUGUCUGAACUUCACACAUAUAAUUCUAAUUUCACCUGCUGCAGUGACGGGACUAUGGUUUCAGGUAAAGUCUGGAGCUGUUGCCCAAAGGAUUGGAAGUCAUUUGGCUCCCACUGCUACUUUACAACUGACUUCGUGGCAAAUUGGAAUGAGAGUAAGGAGAAAUGCUCCCACAUGGGUGCUCAUCUGUUGGUGAUCCACAGCCAGGAAGAGCAGGAUUUCAUCAACGGGAUCCUGGACACUCGUUGGGGUUAUUUUACAGGACUUUCAGAUCAAGGCCAGAAUCAAUGGCAAUGGAUUGAUCAGACACCAUACAAUGAGAGUGUCACAUUCUGGCAUGAAGAUGAGCCCAACAAUGACUAUGAAAAAUGUGUUGAAAUAAAUCAUCAUAAGGAUAUUGGAUGGGGCUGGAAUGAUAUCGUCUGCAGUAGUGAACAUAAGUCAAUUUGUCAGGUGAAGAAAAUAUACUUAUGACUUACAUGUCCUCCAUGGCUGUGGGAUUGCAUUGUGAUCUACCAGUACACAGAUAUCU